GCUCAAGCAGGCAACUACGAGGCUGCAGUUGAAGCAUUUGCACAGCUGGAGGAGCAGGGCGAGGAGGAGUCGGCAGGGCUGCUGGCGUGGAGGGGGGCGGCCAACGCCCUCACAGGCCGCCACACGCAGGCCAUCGCUGACCUCACCAAGGCGUUGAAGCUCAUCUCGUCGGAUCUACCCAUUUACCAGAGCCUGCUGCAGCACCGCGCCGUCUCGCACCUCAAGCUGCAGCAAUUCAGAGAGGCCAUAGCGGACUGGACGACCAUGAUCGAUGCCGACCCCAGCAAUGUGGCUGCCAUUCGUGAGAGAG
Molecule: messenger RNA, 310 nt
Organism: Closterium sp. Yama58-4
Lineage: Eukaryota; Viridiplantae; Streptophyta; Zygnematophyceae; Desmidiales; Closteriaceae
Source: the annotation of a GenBank genome assembly